GGACUAUAAGUGCGUGCGGAGCUAGUGGCCUGAGAGCCAAGCGCCGUCAGGAUGGUGGACAGCGUGUACCGUACCCGCUCCCUGGGGGUGGCGGCCGAAGGGAUCCCCGACCAGUAUGCGGAUGGGGAGGCCGCACGUGUGUGGCAGCUGUACAUCGGGGACACCCGCAGCCGUACUGCAGAGUACAAGGCGUGGUUGCUUGGGCUGCUGCGCCAGCACGGGUGCCACCGGGUGCUGGACGUGGCCUGUGGCACAGGAGUGGACUCGAUUAUGCUGGUGGAAGAGGGCUUUAGCGUCACGAGUGUGGAUGCCAGCGACAAGAUGCUGAAAUACGCACUGAAGGAGCGCUGGAACCGGAGGAAGGAGCCAGCCUUUGACAAGUGGGUCAUUGAAGAAGCCAACUGGUUGACUCUGGACAAAGAUGUGCCAGCAGGAGAUGGCUUUGACGCUGUCAUCUGCCUUGGGAACAGUUUUGCUCACUUGCCGGACAGCAAAGGUGACCAGAGUGAGCACCGGCUGGCGCUAAAGAACAUCGCAAGCAUGGUGCGGCCCGGGGGCCUGCUGGUCAUCGACCACCGCAACUACGACUACAUCCUCAGCACGGGCUGUGCACCCCCAGGGAAGAACAUCUACUAUAAGAGUGACCUGACCAAGGACAUUACGACAUCAGUGCUGACAGUAAACAACAAAGCCCACAUGGUAACCCUGGACUACACAGUGCAGGUGCCAGGUGCUGGCAGAGAUGGCGCUCCUGGCUUCAGGUAUGGCAUGAUUUGGCAGGAGAGGUGGUGGUGGGGGAGACUUGAGGCCAGCAGCCCUCAUUAUUUGGCUGGGGGCCCUGUUGCAGUAAGUUUCGGCUCUCUUACUACCCACACUGUUUGGCGUCUUUCACGGAGUUGGUCCAAGAAGCCUUUGGGGGCAGGUGCCAGCACAGCGUCCUGGGUGACUUCAAGCCUUACAGGCCCGGCCAGGCCUACGUUCCCUGCUACUUCAUCCACGUGCUCAAGAAGACAGGCUGAGCCUGGCUCCGGCUCCCACCCUAAGACCAUCGCCUACCACAGAUAUUGCAGAGAUGUGGGGGGCAGGCAAACAGGGAGUCGACAAUACAGCCUUCCCUUGCCAAUCCUGUGCCCUGUGUUUCUUUCAGAAGUAAUGUGGUGUUCAUCCCACCUUCCCUAGACCUUACUCUUCCCAUAACCUUGGCAUUUGCACCGCAACCUCUCACAAGACCAGCAGGGGGCAGUAUAGACUUUAUUUUCUGUCUGAGAACUGGGGCCUCAAUGCCCAUUCCAGGCUGCCACGCCCCCAAGCUGCCAGCCCUGCCUCUUCUCCUGGGCACAAGGGCCUCCCACUAGGGAUCUCAGGGUAUCUCCUGGAGGGAGGCAGCCUUCAGGUGGCAGGUGGCAGCUACCUCCAGCCAGGUGGGCUUUUGCAGGCGGCAGGAAGCUCCUAGCAGGCAGCAAACUUGCGUUGGAUACGCUUGUAUCGCAGCAGCUCCUGCUCGCUGACUGAGGGCUGCAGCCGGGCUGCGGCCUGCAACAGGUCCUCCAUGGUGAGCAACAGUGCUGAGCUCCGAGGCUCCAGCCCUGAGGGAUGGCGAGGAACAGUGAGGCCAGAGCCCUGACCCCAGCUGUAAUCUAUGCCUAGGUAGGAGAGCAACCUGGGGAGGUGCCUCCUGCUCAGCCGUUCCUCUGGAAUUCCAGGACUGUCUCCCCUAGUUUCUUGGUUCCCGUCUAGUGCUGGCAAGGGCUCACCUUCCUCUAGGUCUCGGACCCUGCGUUUGAGGGCGGUCAUCAUGGCGUCAGAGCAGAGAGAAUAGAGGUCUGCGCCGGUCAGCUGAGGCGGGCAGCAAUCC
This is a messenger RNA of Rattus norvegicus (Norway rat), 1855 nucleotides long. The record is from RefSeq and is a predicted model, not a curated record. Lineage: Eukaryota; Metazoa; Chordata; Mammalia; Rodentia; Muridae.